AUGGCUACGUUGCAAAGAUUCAAGUUCCUAGCGACGCAAUGUGAAGUUCCACAGAGCCCGACACGAACUCCAAGCCCGAGGACAAGUCCUUUGGUACAGUUUCGUCGUAAGAAGACAACCUUAAAGAUGCUUCUGAGUCUUAUACCGCAGAGCCGUCGAGAUCAGCCGUUAAUUCAUAAGGCUCGUUCAUUAGCAGCUGAUAAAGACGUAGCUGGACGCAAACUGAGAGACUUAUUCGUCUCUUCAUCUGACGUAGAGGAAGAAGAUGAAGAGGAAGAGAAGGAGAGACCAAAGGGGAAAACAAAAGAAGAAGUUCUUGCAGCCAUGGCAGCUAAAGUGAACGCAGCUGCUAGUUUGGAAUCAGAAUCGGGUGCAGCACCGGUUUGGUUCGGGUUCAGCAAGCGGCUUCUCCAGCGAGCUUGGCGUCCUAAGCUUGGUACUAUUCCUGAGUAA
Eruca vesicaria subsp. sativa (arugula) is the source of this 453-nucleotide messenger RNA. Lineage: Eukaryota; Viridiplantae; Streptophyta; Magnoliopsida; Brassicales; Brassicaceae. The record is from the annotation of a GenBank genome assembly.